AUGUUUGGAGGAUGUGGGAUGAUUGUCCUAUUAGUCUAUUGGGAAACAACAUGGAUAUUCCAGAUUUGGCUGUUGAGAUCCUGCACCAAGGAAGCCAAAGGGACCUGGAGGAAUUUUUUGGUGUGGCUUGGGAGGAUUUGGUACAAUAGAAACCAUGUGCUUUAUGAGGCAAAUGGAACCUCGGAAGCUCACAUUUGGGGGGCUGCUAUCCGUAUGAUUGAAGACUUCAAAGAAGCAAAUGGGCUGGAUUUUAAACACAAGAUGGACAAGAAGGAUCAUUGGGAACCUCCUUCUGUGGGCUUCUAUGUCAUUAAUGUGGAUGGUGCUAUCCCUUUGGCCAAUGGACACUCAGGAAUUGGAAUUAUAGUUCGAGAUAGCGAUUGCAGAUUUUUUGCAGCCGUGUCUAUGCUCCUCCAAGGAAGAUAUUCUGUCGAGGAAACCGAGGCAAUUGCAGUGGAGCAGGGAUGUGUGUUGGCAAAAAAGCUUGGCCUAGAGAGAGUUAUCAUAGAGACCGACUCUCUCCUUACUGUCCAAGCUGUUGAAGCAAAUGAUGUUAGAGAAGCUGUUGGCCACAUUGUGAAGAGCAUUGUGCAAAGUUUAUGCAGUAUUCAGGAGUCAAAAAUUAGACACAUUAAUAGGACUAGCAACAAAAUAGCCCAUGAACUAGCUGAGCAUGCUAGAAGAAUUAGAGAAACUUUCAUUUGGAGUGUGGGAAUCAUGUAA
This is a messenger RNA of Quercus lobata, 723 nucleotides long. RefSeq lists its product as uncharacterized. The coding region runs from base 1 to 723 and encodes 240 amino acids. NCBI's taxonomy places the organism in Eukaryota, Viridiplantae, Streptophyta, Magnoliopsida, Fagales, Fagaceae. The transcript is spliced from 2 exons. Gene Ontology annotation, molecular function: RNA-DNA hybrid ribonuclease activity; nucleic acid binding. The record is from RefSeq and is a predicted model, not a curated record.